AUGACCAGCCCCAUAACAACUUACGGCCUAACCCCCGUCCCCGCUUCCUCCUCCACUCUCCUCACCACCUCCCGCGGCCCACCCCAACACCCAACCGCCCUCCCCAUAACCGCUCUCCCAAUCCCCUCAACCCCCCUCGCAACCCGCAUAAACACCUAUGCCCUCUCCAAUCUCACUCCACAAACCUACAACCACUCCAGACGGGUAUACCACUACGGCCUCGCGAUAAAGUACCACCGGUUUCCGGAGUGGGAGUUCUCAGACGAGACGUAUUUCUGCGCGUGCAUGUUGCAUGAUAUCGGGGCUACGGAGAAGAACUUGACAUCUACGAGGUUGAGUUUUGAGUUUGCGGGUGGGAUUUUGGCGUUGAGGGUUUUACAGAGUGUUAACCCGGGGACGGAGUUGGAUGGUGGUGGUGUAGAUGUAGAUGGGGAUAUCGAUGCGGAGGAGAGGGUGGAUAAAGGGCGGGAAAUAGCACCGCAGGAUCAAGCGGAGAGUAUUGCGGAGGCGAUUAUGAGACAUCAGGAUUUGUGCGAGAAGGGGAAAAUUACGGCGUUGGGGCAGUUGCUUCAGUUGGCUACUAUUCUGGAUAACACAGGCGCUCACGAAUCCCUCAUUUACCCAUCUACUAUUGAAAAAAUUACGGGACACUUUCCCCGGAUGAAAUGGAGUUCGUGCUUUGCUGCUACGAUUCAACGGGAGAUCAGUCUUAAGCCUUGGGCGCAUAGUACAGUCUUGGGGGAGGAGGAGUUUCCGAAGAAGAUAUUGGGGAAUACACUUAUGGCACCGUAUGAGUAGCUAAGAUGGUUUCGAUAGUGUGAUAGG
Molecule: messenger RNA, 825 nt
Organism: Aspergillus glaucus CBS 516.65
Lineage: Eukaryota; Fungi; Ascomycota; Eurotiomycetes; Eurotiales; Aspergillaceae
Product: putative urea hydro-lyase/cyanamide hydratase
Exons: 2
Coding region: 1-798 (265 amino acids)
Source: RefSeq, a predicted model, not a curated record